Messenger RNA from Thalassophryne amazonica, 630 nucleotides. RefSeq names its product peptidyl-prolyl cis-trans isomerase FKBP5-like. The transcript has 6 exons. Gene Ontology annotation, molecular function: peptidyl-prolyl cis-trans isomerase activity. Bases 16 to 630 code for a protein of 204 amino acids. The record is from RefSeq and is a predicted model, not a curated record. NCBI's taxonomy places the organism in Eukaryota, Metazoa, Chordata, Actinopteri, Batrachoidiformes, Batrachoididae.
UGUCUUGUGAAGUCCAUGUGGUUACUACACCACCGGCAGCGUCAGCACACAUCGUGGAGCGAGACAAAAACAACCACAUGCUCAGGAACAUCGAGUUCUGCGGAGGAUACACGAGUGGGCCCGGUCCACAGUGACGUCACAGAGGAGAAGAAUUCAAGACAAUUGUUACUGUGUGAAGCAGAAAUGAGCACUGAUCAGGAUGUGCUGAUGGAUGGCCAUUCAGCCACUGCCAUCUUUGCUGCGAAAGGCAUUGAUAUAACACCUAAUAAAGACCAAGGUGUAAUCAAGGUUGUAAAGCGUCGGGGUGUAGAUGGAGACCGAACGAUGACCGGGGACAGAGUAACUGUUCACUACACUGGAAGGCUCCUCAGUGGGAAAGUAUUCGACUGCAGUCGGGAUUGUAAAAAACCAUUUUGCUUCAGCGUGGGCAAGGGACAGGUUCUGAAAGCCUGGGAUAUUGGUGUGCUGUCGAUGCGAGGGGAGAGGUGUGCACACUACUAUGUAAAGCAGAAUACGCAUAUGGGGCUGCUGGAAAUUCGGACAAAAUCCCUCCUAACUCUUCAGUGCUGUUUGAAAUCCAGAAACAACAAUAAAGAACUGUUGCUUCAGGGGGCAAAGGUUGAGGGAUAA